AUGUCUGACGGAGGCGCUCCCCGGCCCCCAGCUGGUGCAGCUCUCAUCUCAGCCCCCGGAGCCUCUGAACUGCCUCCUGAGUGGGUUUGGGGGAUGCCCCCCUCCCUGUCUGGACCUCACAGUGACCUGCCAAGUGAGGUCCCACCUGAGAAGCAAAGAGCUGUCCAUAUGGUGCCGCUGCCUCCCCCUCCCCCUCUAAGAAGCCGAGGAGGUGCCCUGCAGGCCUUCCUGCCAAGCACAGAGCCUCAGCCCUCACAGGCUGGCCCUGCAGUGGGUGGUCCAGGACCAGCCCACAGCUGUCCUCUCGGCCCCAAGAAGAGGACUCAGCCCCACGUGCCCUCCUUACUGGACACCGACGUGGAAGGCCAGAGCCGGGACCGCACGGCGCCUCUGUGCAGGAUGAGAGGCAGAGUGAGCCGACCGUCUCUGCACGAACUCGAGAAAGAAUUUCUGUCUUAA
This is a messenger RNA of Rangifer tarandus platyrhynchus (Svalbard reindeer), 459 nucleotides long. NCBI's taxonomy places the organism in Eukaryota, Metazoa, Chordata, Mammalia, Artiodactyla, Cervidae. The record is from the annotation of a GenBank genome assembly.